Molecule: messenger RNA, 1105 nt
Organism: Colletotrichum navitas
Lineage: Eukaryota; Fungi; Ascomycota; Sordariomycetes; Glomerellales; Glomerellaceae
Exons: 5
Coding region: 200-1105 (301 amino acids)
Molecular function (GO): oxidoreductase activity
Source: RefSeq, a predicted model, not a curated record
GUACAUUAUCCUUAGAGCAAUAUCCAAAAGCUGUAUAAAAAGGGCCCAGCAUGAUGCAUCGAAACCAAUUGUAGCAUCCUCAUCAUUCACUUACAGUAAAACUCAACUAAAACUUCCUCCUUUCAACUUCAACAUCUACCAUCACCAAAUCUCACCCACGUUCGCAAUUCUUAAAAACUUCGGUUGUUAUUUACCGACCAUGCUCUCCCAAAAGAUUUUCGCUACCCUCGCUCUAGCCGCGGCUUUUCUCCCAGGAACGCUUGCCCGCUGCAAGCUUGGUAUGCAAUAUCACCAGGACGGCAAAUGGCACUAUGUGGCCCAUUACGCCGACAUCGGCGACACAGUGUACAUUAUGGGUCACAGCACUACGAUCGGAAUUAGAUGCCAGCCCGCGAAGCCGUCCGAGAUGGGCCUUGCCAACAUAACGCGCUACGACGACUUCACCUGCGUCCACACCAACCUGAACAACCAGUAUGUCCACUCCGUCGCCCAAUUCUUGCCCUGGCACCGCCUCUUCGUCCAGGUCUACGAGAACGCGCUCCACGACUGCGGCUUUCAGGGGGUGAUGCCAUAUUGGGACUGGUCCCUCGACACGGCCAACGUGACCAAGUCGCCUAUCUGGGACGCCAAUACUGGCUUCGGCGGCAAUGGUGACUCAGCAAUUGACUCCCGGGAGGGCAGCGUCAAGAAGUGCCUUGUUGAUGGGCCGUUCGCAGGCCCGCAGGUCGCCUGGACCACGGAAGGCCACAACCCUCACUGUCUCGCCCGCAACUGGAACAACGGUACCUCCUACCCGGGAAACAUGUUCUCCGAUAACUACGACAACAAGACCAUCGCCGAUAUUGCCGCCCUAGACAAUUACCCCGACUUCCGCUACCGGCUCGAGGGCGUCCCACACGGCGCCUUCCACUCGGCCAUCGGCGGCGACAUGCAGCAGGCCAAGCCCGAGGAGCGCACCACAGCUUUUGGUGGCCCCAAGAGCCAGGCCAGUGACGCCCCCGAGGCUACUGUCGAAGAUACUAUGUCCUACUUAGGCCUUAUUCCCGAUAUCAAGAUUAAGGAGGUUAUGUCUACCCAGCCCGAGAUCCUUUGCUAUACCUACUAA